ACACAUGAGAAGGGUGCCUAAGUCGGCCGCGAAGAGCUCGUAGUUGCUUGAUGAGACGGUCCGGGGCCCGCAGAAGCAGAGAGUACCGGUCCUGGCAACAACGCCAGCACUGGUAAAGAGUCCUUUAGCCUGCCGCGCGCGAUACUACGAAACGAGGUCGAUAAGUCCCCCCGAGGGAACGACGGGCAACGGGGAUUUAGAGGGCUCCGACUAGUAUGUUACACGGAAGCUAGCGACAUACGGUGGUCACGUACCUUCCGCUCAGCCACUCUAACGCUCGGCCUCCUUCAUUUCCUAUAUGGUUCAUGCAAGGGCAGUCAGCACCCGCAGCUUGAGUCCCACCGGCUCCACCUCAGCCCUGUACCCUGCCGUCUCCAACAAGUCCUUUCUAUCGAUCAUCCCAGAUAUUUCCAAGGCCAAUCUGGAUCGAUAGCACCGAUAUAGAGUUUCGUUAUGGCAGAACCGGUCUCCAGCAUCGUCACCUUAACGACGGUGUCUCUAGCCAUCAUCAGAGAGACAGCAAUAUUCAUCAGGGAGGCCAAGGAAGUCGACGCUCUCAUUCAAAAGCUCGUAGUCAUUCUUCUCGAUCUGCGGAAAUGGCUCAAAGCCGUGGAUACUACGUGGAGAAAUGCAACGUUCCAUGAGGACGGCGCAUCGCGACUCGUUCGCGACUCACUUGCGAAGUGCAAGGUCCGGCUUGAACAAGUUCAGGCGAUGGUGACAGACCUCGCUACUCGAAAUUCACGGACCUUUUUCCAAAAGAUUGUACUGAAGAUUCGCUCCGACCGAUCAAGGAGGGACAUCGAAGAGGCUAUUCAGGAUAUUGAGCGCCAUCGAGAACACAUCAAAAACGGAAUGCUUUGUUGGAACACGCAACUCAUCUCCGACAUCCAUCGUCGAACAUCGGAAGCCCUUCCCGUAGUCAUGGCUAAUCAAGCCGGGCUACAACACGUCGCUGAGGCGGAUACGAUUGGGCCGCUCAAUCGUACACUAUCAGUAGCAUCGACCGCAUUCGAAAUCGGUGCUCCGACUCGUCGAACGUCUUCCGCCACCGCACAUUCCCGGCACUCCAUCUCUUCCACAACCUCGAGCGCGCCUCUAUCUACCUACCGAACGGACAGCCUGCUCUCAGAUACUGAAACCCCGAAUAAUAAGGCCUGGGUGGACUUCCAUUACCAGAUAAGGGCAUGCAGAGGCGAUGAGAAAGGAGCACAGGCAAUAAAAGGAAUCCUAGAGCGGAGUCCAGAGAGCUCCUCUCUGGCGAAUACGAAGGAUGACUGCGGACGGACUCCAUUACACAUCACUGCGCAAUUCGGUUAUAUCCAAGUGGCGCAUGUGUUGCUCUCCUACACGGCAAACAUCAAUGCAAAAGAUCGGGCAGGUCAUUCAGUCCUUGACCAUGCACUGGACAAAAAUCAGGAGGACUUCAUCGUAUUCCUCAUUGAAAAAAAUGCCGAUGUAUCUGCUGUCUCCUCCAAGAAGCACCGUCGCCGCCUACAAGAAAUUCAAGACACCAUGGAGUUCCGCAAGAGACGGUCCGCAAAAUCUACAAAACGGAGCUCGAAGUCGCGGAUAGGGAUCGAAGCAUCUUCUACGUCUCUUAUGACGACUUGAGGCUCUUUUGGAGGCUGUGGCAGUAUUCGAUAUAUCCAACGGUUCCACGACGUCACAAGGCAGAGGCCAUGCGGGGGCCUAAUCCAGCCAACACGUCAGCGGUCCUUCACCGGCCUUGUACCACCACCUUGGGUAACCCGACGAGCUUGCAACUGCGGCCCGACGUACCCAUCCCGAAAUCUUUCCGGCUCGGCGUUCCUGGCACGGGACACAUGCGCGUCAAGUCUGACAACACUAUUAGAAGACACAUCGUACCGCUAGCUGAUAAGGCUGAAAAUGGU
Trematosphaeria pertusa is the source of this 1895-nucleotide messenger RNA. RefSeq lists its product as uncharacterized. NCBI's taxonomy places the organism in Eukaryota, Fungi, Ascomycota, Dothideomycetes, Pleosporales, Trematosphaeriaceae. The record is from RefSeq and is a predicted model, not a curated record. The transcript has 3 exons. Gene Ontology annotation, molecular function: protein binding. The coding region runs from base 454 to 1614 and encodes 386 amino acids.